This is a messenger RNA of Porites lobata, 10708 nucleotides long. NCBI's taxonomy places the organism in Eukaryota, Metazoa, Cnidaria, Anthozoa, Scleractinia, Poritidae. The record is from the annotation of a GenBank genome assembly.
AUGAGCUUUAGUUGGUUCACUCGGAGUUUGCACAGGUUAACAAUGGCAGCUCCACGAAAAGUCGCAAUUAUCGGUUCAGGAAAUUGGUAAGUCAAGUCGCUGGUGUUUCGAACCUGCCAUUUCGUUUAGAAGGAACAGAUGAAGUUUGCGUUUUGAUCUGUAUUCAUGAAAGCCCUUCUAGAACGACGAACAGUGAUGAAAAUACAUUGCUUUUGUUUUUGUUUUUGCAGGGGCUCUGUUAUUGCUCGCAUCAUUGGAGGAAAUGUGAAACAACAUCCGCAGUCCUUUGAGGAGGAAGUACAGAUGUACGUUUAUGAAGAGUUAGUGGAAGGGAGGAAACUAACAGAUAUAAUUAACACUGAACAUGAAAAUGUGAAAUAUCUCAAAGGUCACAAGAUCCCAGAGAAUAUCGUAAGUUGAUGCUCGACCCGGUAAAUAUCUAAAUCUUAAACCUAUGCUUGGACUGUUUCCCAGCUGAAACAGAAAUUAGUUUUUCAUCAGCAUUAAGGUAUAUUAAAAAGUGUUUGUAUUCACGAGGAAUGAUAAGAUAAGAUGAAUCUUCUGUAAUUGGAGAAGGCUUGAAAAUGUUGCUUUAGGCUGUUUUAAUUGGUCUUUUUGCGUUUAACUUGUUUGCAGUACAGGCAGAAUAUUGCCGUUACAUUGCAAGUUGAAAGAUAAUAUAAUUAUUACUGCCAAAUUUUCCAUUAAUCUUUGAUUGGGUGGAUUACAAAAGUAAACAGAUGCUUGUGUUUGGACAUGCAAUAUUAAAAUCAUACGUCUAUUAAAAACAGAAACCACAACAACAAUUGGUGAUGUACAGUUUUAUUGACAGUCUUAAAUUCCUUUAUAGUGGCUUAUUCGUCAUAUCGCCUCGGUUUAUAAAACCUUUUUUUAAGUUUAACACUUACAGUAUACAUACAAAUUAAACAAAAGAUGUAUCAGUGUAUACCAUACACCGCCCAGAUUCCAGCUGGUACCAGUUUUCCUGACAGAAGGGACUUGCCUUACUUUUUCGUGGGACUUUUUAGUUGUUGUGAAACAGAUUAUUCUGAAAGGAAAGGAAACAAUCCAGCUUCAAAUUGAUUGGUUUUGGAGGGUUUUUUAAGUGAAAGACUGCCAUUUGCAUAACAGAUUGACCAAUAAUAAGGAUUUCUGACAGAUACUAUCUCUAAAAUGACUAACCUACGUCUCAAGCGGAAAUAAUCACGAAACAGAAAAAUGAUUGUUUAUAUAACGUUCAGUGGCGUGAUGACACAGAGCUAUAGCCAAUAUUACCGCUGAGUCACUGAGCUUUUGGCUGAUUAAAUUGGUGAAAGAACAAAGUUUAAUUUUGUGCAAUAGUAAAUUUACUGCAUGUGUUAUUUUCAUGAAAGAACAUUAAGGAAUCCUAACGUGAGCCCAGCAAAAGGGGAAAAAUGAAGGAAAGCAGUUAAAUAAAUUGAGAUAGAAGUGAAAGAUGAAAGUUAAAGGGACAGUGCCACUUUUUUGUCAAAAAAUAAUGUCUCUCUGGAAAUUUUAGAACAUGCUUGAACUUAAAUGUAGAAGGCUAUAAUAAAUUAUUUGUAAUUUAGUGCCUGACUUUUCAUGGUGAAAGAGUGACCAGAAAAUUGCUUGACUGUGUUCCAAAGGUAUCUCAGCAAAACCUCCAAGUGUUUAUGGGUUGUUUAAAAACCAAGUUCCCAUGUGGUUUACUGCUAAUGACUCUUAUUUGAUUGUAGAAAGCCAACCCUGAUGUUGUCAAUGCUGCAAAUGGAGCAGAUAUUCUGGUGUUCGUUGUGCCACAUCAGGUCAUUAUUUUAUCAUAAAUGUUUUUGCUUACCUCUUGAUUAUGUAUGUAACCCACAGUUCUGAAAAAUUCAACACAAAUGUCCUGAGCCUUUUUCUUUGCUUGUCACUUUGUUUUGGGAACAUUCAAGGCUAAAAGGUAAUGCUGAUGUUCUCUCUAAACCUGUAUAAAGAAGGCACGAUUCAUUGCUUGCAUUCAUUUCAUUUAAGAAAGAAAUUUAGGAAAGUACUUCACAGAUUGCUUUCGGAUAUCUUAAAAAGAAAAGAUGACUAUAUUGAGACACCCUUAAUAGUUGAAAAAGUUCGAUUAAUAGUUUAGUGAUUUCUGUAUUAAAGUAUUUGUUUGUUUGCUUGUUCAGAUUUAAUGUAAUUAAAAUAAAACUGUGAUAGAAUAUUAUUUAUUGUAACUUCAAAUUGUAGUUUUUCUUUCCUUUUCCUUUCCUUUCUUUUCCUUUCAAUUUAUUUUUCUUUUAACUGGUCCGCCUAGAUUAGCAAUUGCUAUUUUGCGGGCCAGUCUAUUGUAACCAAUAGUCUUAUGAAAUAAAGUUGAAGUUGAAGUUAAUAGAAAUAAGACAGUGGCCUCUCAUGUACUCUGUUAUUAGAGUGAUAUGACAGACUCAAUUGUUUGCAUGGUUGUAAAAUGAACAUUUUUUUUUGCAUUUCUUCUUUACCAACAGUUUGUGAAAAAUGUUUGCAGGAAGCUUAAAGAUAGCUUAAAGCCAAAUGUGAUUGCUAUUUCACUAAUAAAGGUAACGGAAUAUACAUAAGUGAACGUGAAAUGUACAUAAGCAGGGAGUUCAUUAGGUGUAGGAGAUCGGAGAAUUCUCCGUUUGACACGUAGAGCUCUCCGGCUAAAGGUCAUUAGUAAAAUCCAACUAGUGGUCUAUUAUCAAUGCAGCAUUCUCAUUGGUUGAGCUACCACUAGGCUAUAUGUUGUAGCCCACUAGUAGCGAAAAGCACCGGCUUUGAAAACCAAAACAAUGGUGGCUGAAUUGCAUUUUGUUAGCUAAAGUUAAGUUGUCUCGAUAUUUUUGACCAACUAGUUGGAUUUUACUAAAACAAUUAUUCCUCUCGCCCUCAUGGCCUCUGAGUCAAUAGCCUGUUCAGCCUGCGGCCUCAUGGGCUAUUGACUCGGAGCCCAUUUGGGCUCAAGGAAUAAUUGUUAAAUAUUAUACGACUAUUUUUUACUUGGAUGUGGACCCUCUUCAAAAAUAUUUUCCUGCAAUGUUACACCUUUUUCCUGCUACUAGAAUUUUUAAUGAAAAACCCUGCAUAAGUGAACUACUAUACAUAGGUUGUGAAUAGUGACCUAGCAACUUAGCACUUAGUAAUGUAAAAAUGUUCCCUUCUCUUUUCACUGUUUUAUCAGUGCGACUUGUGCCUGAUGGUGUCCUUCUUGUUGUGUGAGGGCUCCUGGCUGGGCUGCCAGUAUUUCCAGCCAUUGGUUCUAGGUUUCUUCUAAGAGCUUGAUUCCACUGAUUUGAGCCCUUGCAGUGUAGUUGUAUCAGGCACUCCAACCACCAUUAGUCAUACAGUUUACACUGUUGCUACUCCAUGGAGGGUUUUUGGCCCUCCAGCCUUUUUAUGUUAAGAUCCACUUGUUCCUCAUCAAAACUUCCAGUAACCUCAAUGGAUUUUUUCUUAAACCAUACAAUACAUUAGAAUAUAAAGGUGUCAGCUGUAAAUGAGAUCAAAAGUGUACAAUUUUGUGCCUUCCUCGUAGCACAUCUUUUGCCUACCCAUAAAACUUUGUCCUUUUUUAACAGUUUGGUAUCGCAUGUAAAUUCAUGAGAAUUGAUGCAAUUAAGGAUGAGACUCACAUUAUGACUUGGAAAGAGUGCAGAAGAAAUAGCAUAGACCGAGCUGCUUCCCUCAAACGUCAGGCCAGCAUCAGGGCAAGUGACCAGCAAUAUUUUUCUUAUAAGGCCCUGGCGGGGUUGGCACCUGGCUCCAAACAAGGGGAAAGGGACAUAAAAGAACCCACAAUUCUGUCUGAAAAGACUAGGGGAUGAAGAUUAGUAGUGUGAUCUAUCUCUUAUGCGUCAAGGGGGCUAUUACCAGGGCUUCAUGCUGUUGCAGUGACCGUGCCCAAUUGGCGAAUAUGACAUGUGUCAUUGACUUGUGUAUUUAGUUCAUUAUUUAACGCAUUACAUUUUCUUUGGAUUGCUUUGUUACUCAUAUAUCUUGUCAGUAACUGUGCUCACAUUGUGGGUGGUUCCUCCUGAACAAUUUGUUGUCUGUCCUCUCUGAAUAAACUAAACAUUUAUUAUUGCAUCCACCUAAAACUAGCCCACAAAUACCACCACCUCCAAUCACUCUCUGUUGCUAGGCAGUGGCAGAUCCAGGGGCAGGCAAUAUAUUUGUCAGACUGCUGUAUUAUUGAUAAGCCUUUACUAUUAAUUUAGUUGCUUUGAAACUGAAAACAUUACAGCGAAAAGAUCACCUGCAACUUUUGUCUUGUAACUUGUGUUUUAUGGUGUCUUUCAACCAUGUAUGGGACUUGUUUAAAUUGACAUUAUCUAGACAAAUUGUUCCAAAGCUGUGUACUUUACUAGUGUAAUGCCACAAUCACUGCGCCAGUAUAUCAUGACAACAGCAAGGUUUAAAAAUGUAGUAGAAACUAAGGGGUAGUGGCCUGAAAGGAUGGAAGUAUUGGCUUUAGUAGUGGACACAAGUUUAACCCCUCUUAGUAAAAAUUUCUUGAUCUGCCUCUGGCUAGGGAUUUUUUUCAAAGAUAAAUGCCCAACUGAGAGAUAAAUUUUUGAGAUCUGUGCCUUUCCAAUCCCCUGCUUCCCCUGUCAGGGCCUUAAUUCUAUUGAAGUUAAAUCAUGUUUCCAGGAGAUGGUGCAGAUUUGUUUUUUUUUUUACUUCUUUAAACAUACAGUGUAAUUUCAAUAUCUGCUCAAGCUGGAGAUAUGGGAGUGGUUACCUUUAAACUAGAAGGCACUUGCCCUGAAAUAGCAGGCAGAGUUUUUUUUCCAUUAUUGUUAUCAUUGCAAACUGUUUUACAACACAUUAAACUGCAAUAUUUGUAUGGAGAAAUUAUGUAUGAUUACGAUUCCUGCCCCAAGAUGCUAACUUUGAUGUUGAGCAAGUGUCAUCUGGAAUGAGGGAAAUUUUCUUUUUUUUUUUUUUCUCUGCAGGGACUUGAUCAUUCUGCUGUGGGAUUAAACCUUGUUUCCAAUAUUAUCAAAGAUGAGUUAGGCCUUCCUGAAGUAAGUGUCCUUAUGGGAGCAAAUCUAGCAAAAGAAGUAGCAAGAGAAAUGUUUGGUGAGGCUACAAUAGGUAAGGAAUUUGUUUUCAUUUUUUGAAUCAACUCCCCCUUGUCCACCAUGGGGUGAAACCCUAACCCUAUUUAGUACAACACCCUCAAUUUUAUUACCCUGAUCAGGACAAAGGACAAAAUGUAUGCUGUCUUGUUUUAAAGCCAUUUAUUUGCAAUUGCAGUUGACCAAAUUCAUGUUAUAAUCAUUGCUUUUGUACACUUGAAAUACAAACAAAAUGCAUCUAGCAAAUCAAUUCAAUCGUGCAGGCAAUACCCUGUUGACAGACUCACAUGAAAUUGCAUACCCUGUUUAGGACAAAAAAAACCAUACUCUGUCCAGUGGCACACUCCAGUAUAAGCCAUAUAAGUGAGAGGGUACCUUGCAACCCCUGGGUUUGUCCAGUGCAGAUUUCAACACUUUAAGUGCUUGGUACCUCAUGAUAAAAUAUGACAGAUGAACCCAAGUACAACAAACCCACUUUACAGUAUGUCACAUUUAAAUCAGGUUGCAGAGUGGAAGAGCAUGGAGCUGUACUGAAGGAUCUGUUCCACACAGAGUACUUCAAAGUAAAUGUUGUAAAAGAUGCGGAUACUGUUGAGCUCUGUGGAUCUCUGAAGGCAAGUUUUGGUAGCAAGUCUUGUCAUGAGUAAUCACUAGUUAUUUUCAGGGUUCUCCCAAAAAUUUAAAGUUAAGGAGAAAAAAGUUAUAUGGGCAGCAAUGCAUUAGAUGGAAAAGUGCUUUUGUGUGGGGCUUCAGAGGGUGAUGCGUGCCUCAACUAGAACGUUUCUUCUAGAACUUUACCAUUACUUUGAUGUAAUGCUCUGCAAUAAUUUUUUUUCUUAAAAUUAAUAGUGGAAAAUGCACUCAGCUCGUCCAGCUAGUUUACAAGUACUUUGCUUAAAUAAGAAAAAAUAGAAAAAAUAAUCCAAAUAACAGGAUAAGAAACCCGAACUGGCAGGAGGCAACCAGUUGGCUAACAAGAGUGGCGGAGGAUGUGAAUUCGAGACAACCAAGAACAAUUCCAGCAAGUGGCCAAAGUGGGACUCAGAACCAUGGACCACCAUAUUGCGAGUCCAAUGCAUUGACCACUCAACCAUGCUGCCUUCAGACUUCAGUUCCCACACUUUAGACUUAGCUGUAUCAUCACUAAUUAAAGAGUUUUUUUUUUCUUUAGAAUGCUGUGGCAGUCGGAGCUGGAGUUGUAGAUGCUUUGGGGUAAGAAAACUUUUCUCUUUUUUAGUUGGGUAUAUUGACACAAGAACAAUUGCAAGGUUUUAAAUUGAAUAUCUAUUAAAAAAAAAAGAAAAUGUUACAGGGGCUAUGUCAUGUUAUUUGGUAUCCUUUUUAAAAGCUAAAACACAUUUUGGAUUACAAAAAUAACAGGCCAGUUUUGUUAUUUAAGACUAUUUAAUGGGUAUUGAAACUGUUUCCUGUCGUCUGUUGCUUCGAAUGGUAAGGAUGGACAUUGAUUGAAAUUGACUGAAACAAAACAGUUAUUCCAGUUAGUGCUCCCUGAUGAAAUUUCUUUGAUUUCCUUUUUAUAACUCUACUUGAACAUUUCUGUGUGGGAAGGGUGUAAAGACUCUAAGUAUUGACUUCAGUACAUAAUAAUUGACCUAAAACAGCAAUAUCCUAGUAACUUUGCCUCUUAAAAGAGAAACCUCAAGUUGUUUAUAAGGUCAAAAUAGCAUGGCUCUUUUCAUAAUAAAAACAUUGAAAGCUUCUUUAAUUUUAGGGUGCAAGCAAAUAUUGUUGGGGCCAACCGUGGUAGUUACUUUAAUCAUGGUUUUGAUCAAACCAAUAUGCUGUCACCAAAAGCAAUGAAAUAGCUUAUAAAGUUAGCCCAACUGUAUCAGCAGCCUAUAGAUUGUUUUUACUCAUGUUGUCAGUAGCUGUCGCAGGGGCGGAUCUAGGUGGAGGGUCCAGGGGGUGCACCCCACCCCCCCGAGAUGACCUGCGGUUUUCUAAUACAACUGGUGUUCUGCCAAAAAAAAACUAUAUGGUUUAUUGGUGUUGAAGUAGAGCAAGAGACAAGUGCACCCCCUCCUAAAAAAAAUCCUGGAUCCGCCCCUGUGUCGUGACAAUUUCUUGGAACGAAAGAAAGUUUUUAAAUGAGGAAAGGCUUCAAUUCCCACAUGAUAUUUUUGGUACACCAGCAUAACUACUGUUUUUUUUUUAAGUUUUGGAACACCAAUAUGGCCACUGUGACGUCAUGUGAAAGUGAUCUAUAGAUGGUUUGACUAAAGAAAUAAUAUUAUUCUUUUGAACUCUUAGUUAUGGUGAUAACUCGAAGGCUGCCGUCAUCCGUAUUGGGCUGAAAGAAAUGAUCCAGUUUGCUCAAAGAUUCUAUGAGAAUGUUGAAUUAGAAACAUUUUUUGAGUCAUGUGGAGUUGCUGAUCUGAUUACAACAUGUUAUGGUGGCAGAAAUAGGAUUGCUGGAGAGGAGUUUGUCAAAGGAAAGGUUAGAGGAAUUAAAUUCCAGCCCCAGUUGAUCAGGGGGUAGACAGGGCUAACCCUGGAAACCUGACUGAUAUGAAAUUUAGUGCUAUCUAUCUAAAUUAUGUAAAUUUAGUUCUAUUGCGCUUACCGGUCAUCCCAUGAUCGCAUCAGAUUUGUUUCCAUAUUCAUGAAUGUUUUGAUUGUCUGAACGCUCAUUUUUAGAUGUGUUAGCAAGGUGAUCUGGACGAUUAAGAUUUUAUGGAAGCUUAAGCUAUUUCUAUUUUUAGAUCAUAAAUUUUAUGCAUUUCCUAUCCCUCCUAAAAUUAUUAGACUGCUUGCAGUCAGUCUUUUCAGUGUCAGAGAGCAGAUGUGGAUAAAAAAGGAAAACCGCUUUUAGCCAAAUAGCACUAGGGCAAGUUGAAAAAAGACAUACUUUUCUUCCUCUUUGGGCGUGCACCCUAAUUUCUUGCCGCUUACAGAUUCACUGCUUGCUGCUUGUGAAUGCUACCCUGGUAGCGUGGCUUAAAAGAGGCUGCUCGCAGAAAAUGAUACCUGGUGAUAGAGCAAGCAGUUACUGUGCUGUUUUUAUUAUCUGAUUAUAGUAUAAGUUAGACUACCAUUACAUGUUUCUCAGGUAGGGCCACAUCCAUUUUGACUAUGUAGUAAACAACUUUUCCACUUAAGGAAAAUCUUGAAUGGCAUAAAAUAAUUAAUGCUAAGUAGACAUGGCAUGUAUAAAACAUGAAAACCUGUUCAAGGUAACAUGGAAAAGUCUUGGUUCUUAAGAUAGGCCAUUACUGUAGAAUCCUUAGUUUUUGUUGUUUUCAAAUUAAUUAUGAUAGAAGGUUUAUCUAACUGAACAGCAAAUCAGUGUCAUUAGUGAGUAACCAGUGCUGCGUUCAUCCUAACUUGUGUUUUUUUUGUGAAUCUUAAGACAUUUGAAGAGGUAGAGCAGUAUAUGCUGGGUGGACAAAAGCUUCAGGGACCACACACUGUCUACGAAGUUUAUCAUCUUCUCAAGGAAAAUGAUUUGUUGGAUGAGUAAGUAACCAUAGUGUCAACUCUGUCUUGUUCAUCAUUUUGAUGAUAUUGAAAUGAGGCCUUUUAAGUGGGGGGCGGGGGGUGGGGAGUGGGUGCACAGGGCUGUCACUAAGGGCCGGGGAUUUCCCCCGGCUACUUUCAUAGAGAACGAAAGGAAAAUGGCACCAAAAGAACUUCCUAGCUUAACAAUAUCAAUUCCGAUAUAAUAAAAUUCAUACUUGGCUGCAAGGCUUGAGGGAAUAAUACAAAAGAAAUCAUCUUGAGGCUCGGCAAUGAAUGAUACAUUUUUUUGUUUUAUUCCCGCAAUCCUUGGAGCCAAGUAUGAAUUUAUCGAAAAUGGUCCAUUCCCAUCCUACUAAUUGCGUAUACUGGCAACUUGACAUUUUAGCAACAGCCCUGGGGUACAUAUGUCCCAAGUUUAAAUUACAAAACAGGUCUCUUUGCAUAGUGAGGAGAUAGCUAUGUUGCUGUUGGUAUUCAGUACUAGUGUAUUUGUGAUUGUCCUUGGCGUCAUCGCAGUUUCAACCCAUUUUUAUGUGGUUUGUUUCCAUGUCAUCUGUCUUAUGUUGCUGUUUCAUUGUCAUGUCAGUUAUCGGAGUUUUCCUAUAACAGGACCUCUGCAAUGCCUUCAGGAUUGGAAAAUACUGUUGUCAUCAUCCUCGGAGACCCAGGGGCAGAUAGUGGGGGAGAGGGAAAGUCUAAACGGGCAGAAAAAUAUGGCACGAACCAAAGUAAAGAACGGCGAGAAGAGCCCCUGGGGACAAUGUCUUACCAGACCAGUUCCAAACGGUCGCCGCCGUUCUGACUUCUGAUUGGUGCCAGAAAACUUUUGUGUUUUUCUGCCCAAUCAGAAGGCAGAACAGCGGCGACCGUUUGGAACUCGCCCCCACUAUCUGCCCCUGGGUCUCCGAGGAUGUGUUGUCAUUUGACUUUUUUCAUGUUCAGAAUGAUUUGACCUUUCCUUUGCUUCACUUUGCUUGUUUUCAGGUAUCCGCUUCUUACAGCCAUCUACAAUGUCUGUUUUGAGAAGCAUCCUCCAUCAGAGAUGAUAGAAGUACUCAAAAGACACUUGUAAUCAUGCCUUAUGAAAACAUAAUCAUAAUUAUUAGGUGAUUAAGCAAGUAUAUAUUUAUUUAUAUUUUGUGGGUUUUUUGUGUCAUAUUCCUUAGCAUCACAAGUUUUUUUAGAAUUCCAGUGUUUUUAGUUCACCAGACCAGAGGACUUCAGGUAAAUAUUGUCCCUUUGGUCCUUGGUUGUAUUAAAAACUGGACCUCCCCAGUGGCUUAAAUCAACCAAUGUCAAAAUACUAAUUUCAAUCCAAUCUCCAUUAGUAUUUUUACACUUUUUGAUCUGAUCGGUUCGCUAUCUUGGGAUAUUUAACAAAAUUAUUCCACGCGCGCGCGUUGCAUAUGAGUUGGUAGUGUCGAGUUGGCUGUAAGCGUCUUGUAUUGUUAAAUAUUCACUCCCAAGCGAGUGGAUACUGAAAUACAGAAACAAAAUGCCUGGCAUGAGCUCUGUGUUUGCCUAAGUUUAGAGAAAAAACGUUUGAAAAUACAGGAAAAUCCUAGCGUUGAUGUUUGUAAAGGUAACAAAAGACUUCAAACUAUUCAUAACUGCUUUUUCUUUGUGAACUCAGGAUUUCUUCACAAGACGAAUUUUUGCCCAGAAAUUGAAAUCUGAAUUUUUGAAAAAGCAAAUGAAAGCAAAUGUUUGCGAAAACUCUACUUGUCAUCAAGUAAACAAGACAAAGACUAGAAUCGUUAAUUUACUUUUGCUUGCCUUUAUUCGAGAUUCUGGAGAUGGUAGAUUUAUGGUAUAGUCGGUCAGUCACAGAGUUAUAAUGCCGCAAUAUAUUUGAAGAGAAUUUCGAAAGCAUUGCACACAUGAUAUUUUACUGAUAUGGUGAAAAUUAAUAUUUGUAUGUAUCCUUGAUUUGUCGUCCUUUUCUAUGGCUCUAGAGGUCGGUUCUUUAAAUAUCAAGGAUGAAAUAAGUCGGCUCCGUUGUCUCGGUUUCGCCGCUAGGUUCUUAUAUGAUUUAGGAGAAAAACCUUUGACUGGCACCUUGAUUGUUGUAAAUAAAUAGCAUUUUUACUUAUCUACACAAUGUAACAAAGUUGUUUGUUUUUUUACUUUUAUGUUAUGAUCUGAAUGUGAAAUAAAAGUGUCUGUACCAAUCU